AUGCCGCCCGACGUGUCGGCCUCCGUCUCGUCGCUCGUCGCCGCCUUCACCACCGGCCUGGACGUCUUCAAGAAGUUACGCGCCAAACGUCGCCGCAGGAAGAGCAGUAGCAACAGUGGCGGCACCAAACAGGCCGACGAGGCGCGUCUGGCCGCCUCACUGAGCCGUGGGCCCGUCGACAUCCAGCGCCACUAUGAACACAGCUACGCCGCAACCGGCGAGCCAUUUGCGCGUGGCGACGCCAUCGCACAUGCCUCCCUGACCGAAACCCUACUCAAACUUAACGCCGGCCUUGUCUCCAUCAUCUCGGCCUUCCUGGCCCGCGGCGGCAGCAACAGUCAGACCAACAACACCACCGCUGCCCGCCUAGACUACCGCUCCCUGGCCGACCUCUCUGACGCCUCCCGCGCCGACGCCAUCGCUGCCCUCGGCCAGCUGCACGCCCGCCUCGCCCAGUCGCAGCUCCUCCUCAACCGAAUUCGGCCACGAUGCUCGCACUGCGGGAGCACUGCGCACGUUGCUACGUGCAAUGGCGGCGGUGAUUGCGGUUCCUCCACCGCUGAUCUCGUCCCGCCGCCGUCAUCGAAGCGCCAUGGUCGUCGUUCUCGCCGCUCGAGAGCCGCACCCGAUGGCGGAGCAAGUAUCGCGCUCGCGCGUGUCCCGAAGACCAGCAAUGGCUCGCAGACACGGCUUGUCAUGCUGCGUCCACGAGGUAGUAGGAAGCCCACUGCUGCUUCUUCGAAUUUAACGGAGCUGCCGCCACUCUUGCCUGAGCCGCCACCACCACGCCAAUUCCAGCAGCAGCAGCAGCAGCAGCAGCAGCAACAGACCGCCAAACCGCCGCCACAGCCUGAAAAGCUCCCUGCCUCGCCCUCGCUGACCCGCCCUGGCAUUCCCGCUGCUGUUGCAGCUGCCUUCGCCGCUCCAUCCAUCCCACAACCACGAUCACGCAUCCGCCCUAUCCGAGCCCAGCCACAACCCGUCCCCUCCACCCAACCACUCAACCCCGCCUCUAACAACCCCAAACCGAAACCAAAAACCCACCUCCCACCACCCUUCCCCACAACAACAAGCUCAGCCCUAACCACGCACCUCUUCCCCCCACCGCCCUCCUACCGGCCUCCAUCGCCACUCCAAUCCCAACCUCAACACCAACACCAACCCCCACCACCACACCCUCCACUCCCCCCCUUCUCACCGCCCCCUCUCUCCCUCCUCUCCUUCACGUCCGACAGCACAAAGCUCGGUGAGAUCCCGAUGCGCAAGUGGGCCGUGCCGUUCGAUACGGCGGAGGCGGAGCGCCUGAACCGAGAGGCUGCCGAGUCCGGGUACGCGGUUGCGGCGCCGCCGCGGGUGGACGUGGAGGGGGCCGAGAAGGGCGCGGGGAAGGUUAAGGGGGGGUGGUUGGGGCGGCUGUUGGGGAGGGGCCGGUAG
Messenger RNA from Aplosporella prunicola CBS 121167, 1434 nucleotides. RefSeq lists its product as uncharacterized. The transcript is spliced from 2 exons. The coding region runs from base 1 to 1434 and encodes 477 amino acids. NCBI's taxonomy places the organism in Eukaryota, Fungi, Ascomycota, Dothideomycetes, Botryosphaeriales, Aplosporellaceae. The record is from RefSeq and is a predicted model, not a curated record.